Molecule: messenger RNA, 490 nt
Organism: Teleopsis dalmanni
Lineage: Eukaryota; Metazoa; Arthropoda; Insecta; Diptera; Diopsidae
Exons: 1
Coding region: 35-406 (123 amino acids)
Source: RefSeq, a predicted model, not a curated record
UAUUGGUUGGGAGAGAUUUUUUUGUAUAAUAAAAAUGUACACAUACAAUGCAACUUGUGCGCAGUAUCCGCCAACAUUAUGUGACUGGGUUAAAAAUAUACGAGUGAAGAAAAUACAAAUGAAACGAAAGUUUCGUGCUGGUGGUAAUCUACGUGUAUGUGCUAUUUUAUCUACUGCUUUACUGAGUGCUGAAAAUGAAUUGCGUCUUAAGCAACAAGAAAGAUUUAAUCGUUGGUUGGAGUUUCAAACAAAAAACCAAAUGAAAACUGUGAACAAAGUCGAUGAUGAUUACGUAAAAACAAUGGCGAAAAACAGCAAGGAACGUGAAGACAUCGAAAAUAUGUGGAAAUGUGAACUAAGUGGUCUUGAUGAAUUUAUGAAAAAAAUGAGUAGCAACAACAAUUAAAACAAUCUAAAAUAUUAGCGUUCAAAACAAUAUUAUAUAUGACAUAAACUGUAAUGUGUAUUAGUUAUUAUGCUAGUUUCUCAU